AUGCAUCGGCUCACUCGCUUCUUGAGUCUGUCAUUAGCAGUCGCAUCCGGAACCAGAGCCUUGGAUGCUUCUAUAUUCACAUUCGACCCAUCUUCACCAUGGCAAAACACAAAGGCUCCGGUGAUAACUGAUGAUGUAGCUCGACAUCUCUUGGAGCUCCGAAUGAACGUACCUACCGCUUCGACUCUGGGAAAGUGGGAUCAAGACAUAGUUGAGCUUUUGGACAGAUAUGGUGGCUUGCCACGUCCGUUGUUUGGCGGUGAUAUCGACUAUAAGGAUGUUACUAGGAGCCUUGUGAUUCUUGAAGGGCUAGAGCUGGGACUUGGAUCUUCUGUUCAGCAAAGGUAUCAAGGAGACCUCAUGAUUGGUAGCCCUUCGGCCAAUGGCAUAAUUGAUGGUUUCCUCGACUCAUCAGAGGCUAACUCUGACGGCUAUGUUGUGACCACAAAGAACUAUUGUAAAUUCGAUGGCGGAGUCGAAACAAGCUCCGAUGUUCUUCAAACGAUUGAAAAUUGCAUUCCUAAGGGCUCUGCAUUCGAAGCAGUAGCCCAUGUAUUCAGCAAAGAGCUUCUCGGCAUUGUGAAGCUGGCGGAAACGUGGGUAGACGAGCAGAGCUUGACAGCAGUCUUGAAGAUGUCAUUGCAGUUUCCUGAUGAUUGUGUGGGCUCUGGCUCUGUAGCUGACUCGCUGACGUCUGCUCUCCAUGGUCUACGUUCUCUUUCGUCAGAAGCCAAACAAAUCACAGCAGUCCUUCUGCCUAGAUCUAGCCAAGGUCAAAGCUCGAAAAGUAGAGUGAACCCUCGAGGGGCCGUGAAACAGGAAGCUGCUGUCAGAUCGACUGGUGCGGCAGUUAUGACGACGCUCCAGAGGCAAACACAUCCAGUUUGUUUCACCUCGAAUUCUUCGUGCAAUGUGGCAACUGAUAGCUGCUCUGGACAUGGGCUUUGCUAUAAAAAGUCCGGGUCAGCCAACGACGAGGUCGCUAGCGACUGCUACGCCUGCAAAUGCAAGUCAACCAUCGUCACCAAAGAAGAUGGUACUGUCCAAAAGAUUCAUUGGGGAGGGUCUGCGUGCCAAAAACGAGAUAUCAGCUCCCCUUUCUUCUUGAUUGCAGGUAUCAGUAUACUGGUGGUCAUGGCGGCAGGUACUGCUAUUGGGAUGUUGUUUCAUAUUGGACAGAAUGAGUUACCAGGUGUUAUAAGCGCUGGAGUUGGCCCCGCAAAAGCGCAGAAAUGA
Messenger RNA from Aspergillus bombycis, 1236 nucleotides. RefSeq names its product DUF3844 domain-containing protein. NCBI's taxonomy places the organism in Eukaryota, Fungi, Ascomycota, Eurotiomycetes, Eurotiales, Aspergillaceae. Bases 1 to 1236 code for a protein of 411 amino acids. The record is from RefSeq and is a predicted model, not a curated record. Gene Ontology annotation, cellular component: endoplasmic reticulum. The transcript is spliced from 4 exons.